Umbelopsis ramanniana AG is the source of this 2280-nucleotide messenger RNA. RefSeq lists its product as uncharacterized. Bases 167 to 1891 code for a protein of 574 amino acids. Lineage: Eukaryota; Fungi; Mucoromycota; Umbelopsidomycetes; Umbelopsidales; Umbelopsidaceae. The transcript is spliced from 5 exons. Gene Ontology annotation, molecular function: oxidoreductase activity, acting on paired donors, with incorporation or reduction of molecular oxygen; iron ion binding; monooxygenase activity. The record is from RefSeq and is a predicted model, not a curated record.
UCGUGGCGGAAAGCGCGCAAGAAGGGGUUUUAACAUUUUGUUCCGGAUUAUGUCCAGCUUGACUCACCCUCCGGAAACGGAGUCAAACUCUUUAUAAAAAAAGCAAAUACUCAUUCUCCCCAGCAAUUAAAUAACUCGCACUAAAUCUGUCGUAUUGUCGACAACUAUGAAUCAACUCGAUCAACUACGCCAAUGGCUUCCUAGCACAGAAAAGCUGGUCAAAGCUGUUGAAGAGAACCGUCAGGCUGUCGCUGUCACUGCUGGUGUUGUAACGCUAGUUGGAGCUGCCCACAUUUAUAGGAAAAAGAAGAGUGCUCCCAAGCUGCAAGGUAAACCUAUUGAAAGCUUGCCAGGGCCAGACUACCUUCCCAUCGUCGGCCAUAGCCUUCAAUUCAAAAUGGAUGAGUUGAAUGCCUUCACUGAGGCCAUUGGUUGGAAAUAUGGAGAAAUGGCACAAAUGUUCAUUGGUCCUAUGCGUGUUGUGCUUGCAUCCUCCCCUCAGGCUAUUGAAAAGCUUUUCAGGGAGCGUCCCAAUAACUUUAAACGGUCAUUCAACAUUGAAAAACAGUUCCAGGACUCAGGCGUUCCUGGUCUUUUCUCAAUGGAAGGUGAUGAUUGGCGCCAUAGCAGAGCUUGGGUAUUUCCCCAAUUCGCACCAGGCAAAAUCAACAAGACCAAACAAUUGAUCAUUAAGCAUGCCACUGAACUGCGCAAGUCGCUGGACCGUUUCUCAAAGGAGGUCGAUGAAAUCGACAAUAAGUGGUAUCCCACAGUAGUGCAAGACCCUAACAGCAGAUACACGAAGACCAAUUUCUAUAACCCAGAGGAAUUGAAGAAUACAAUUGAUAUGUUCAGCGCCUUCGCCUUCGGUGUUGUUAUUGAUUUCUCAUUUGCUCACGACAAGGAGGAAUGUUUGCCUGAAAACAUCUUAGAGGACAUCAAGGUUAUCUUCACAGUUAUGCGCAGAAGACUUUUCCAAAUUAUCCCAUGGCACAAAGUGGGAUUCAGAGAUGCCGAGGAUCGCAAAUUUGACGAAACCGUGGCCAAAUUGAAUCAGUCAGUACGGACCAUCAUUGAAGACUAUGAUCCCAAUACGUACAAGGAAAAGUCCGAUAAAAUGAGCACUAUGCUGGAGUCACUUUGGUAUUCAAUCAAUCACCAAGAUAUCAACAAGAUUGAGGUCUCUGGCCUACUGUCAGCAUCAAAGGCUGCUAGCAAGAUGUCAAUUAAGGAUAUGGUUGGCAAUCUACUUACCGUCAUCAGUGCUGGCUAUGAUACGACUGCAAAUACAAUGCAGACUAUGGCUUAUCUAUUGGCGGCAAAUCCUGAUGUACAACGAAAACUGCACGCUGAGGUGGACGCAAUCCUUGGCAGUCCGUCUGCUAGAAAGCAGAUGUCAUCUGACGAAAUAAGCGACGCUAUGGAGGAGAAUAUCUUUGCCCAAUUUCCUUAUACAACCGCAGUCAUCAAUGAGACUCAGAGACUCCAUCCCGUUGCUCCAUUUGCUGGUGUAGAGGCCAUUCACGAUACUGUUAUCGAUGGCUAUGUUCUUCCCAAAGGUACUAAUAUCAUGAUGCUUACCAGAGUUGCUGGUAUGCGUUAUUGUCCAACGCCAGAUCCCUUCUUGUUCAAACCUGAACGCUGGAUUGACGCCACACCCGAACAGAAGAGACAGAUGGAAAGACUCGACUGGACCUUCGGCGGCGGCCCAAGAGUUUGCCCCGGUCGUCAUAUGGCAAAUUUGGAGCUUGUUUAUGCAGCUGUUCUCGUCUUUUCACUCUACGAUAUCACUGAGGUCGCUAGACCGCCUUCAGCGUACCCUGUUAUGGAAGGUGCUCGCUUUACCUCCAUGUUGGAAAAUGUCCAUGUCCGAUUUACCUCUCGUACUUAAGUUUAUCUAUACACAAUAUAUUUUAAUAAAAAAUAAUACCAUCCCUGUUUUCAUUCUUCAUCAUCACAAUGCAAUGCAUAGGACCACCUGUGUUCGUUCACUCGCUAUAAUGGACUUUGUUAUAGCACAAUCGCUCAAUUUUUACACACGCAAAUAAAAUAGCACGCAAGAGUUACACGUUUACGUUUAUAUUGUCUAAGAUUAAUUACAAUGAGUGAAAUGAUACCGGCUACUGGUUCCUGUAUUUGUUAGGCUGUAAAAGAUUGAGCCGUAUACAAAGCUCUAAUUGGGGAACGAUCCCAUAAGAAGAUCAAAAUUAUGCUGUAAGCCAAUCGUUUUCAGCUGAUUAUAUAAAGGCACCCAUCAAGAAAAGGACCAAAUGAGCAGCG